AUGGUGGCCUAUAAUCCUAACGUUCACAGUGACUAUAUUCUGAUUACUUUCUGGAACCAGUUGUCUUCUGCCACAAACUUCUCAAUUGAUAGCAGCACCUGCAGCUCGGCCAAUGUAGCCGCAUCCUUCCGCCGCCACUUUCCAUUUUCAUGCUCUGGACACGGUAGCAGCAGCUUUGGUAGUGGGUGUACAGGCAGUGGUGGAAGCGGCAGCCUCAUUGAGGCCGGACUUCAUAUUUUUCCACCAGCUGAUCUUAACAUGGGCGGAUCGGGAUCUGGUUCCGGGUCAGUGCCAGAUGAUGUUCCUCCUCCUAAGUUCACUCACAACUGGGUAGCUUCAUUGAGGCCAAAGCAACAACAGACUCCGCCUCAGCAUCCAUCGCUGCAGUGCCACUAUGAAUCGCAGUCAAGACUGAAAAACCUGCAAUUGAUAGAGCAGAAACACCAGCGGCGACAGCCUCAUCAUUCUUCACCUUCGUCUGGGCAAGUGGCGACCUGGCAUACACUUACCACCUCUCAACCUGCUUCACCUUCGCACUCUGUUUCUCCAGGCGCCUAUAGUCCCGAGCAGUGCCUCCUGACCACCGCACAAAUGCCGCCGGCCUCGUCCUCCUUUCGUCGCUCCACUUGCCACACUACCUCUCCAGAUCCAUGGCCACAUCCCCAACAGACAGACUUGCUAAUACGGCAAUCGCAAAAGCGUAACUGUCUGUCGAAGCAUUUUUCGUCACUUGCUAGUGCUCGAUCUAGUCUCUUUUUUCAUCGAAUUCCUUUUUUUAGCUCCAUCCUUCUUCACCAAGACCAUCGGCAGCGACAUCCUCUAAAAUUUGCCUCAAAGUACGAGCCUCCACUCUGCCUGGAUUCAACAGACCAGAAAGGCGAUUAG
Messenger RNA from Protopolystoma xenopodis, 885 nucleotides. The record is from the annotation of a GenBank genome assembly. Lineage: Eukaryota; Metazoa; Platyhelminthes; Monogenea; Polystomatidea; Polystomatidae.